This is a messenger RNA of Fragaria vesca subsp. vesca, 1266 nucleotides long. RefSeq lists its product as uncharacterized. Bases 1 to 1266 code for a protein of 421 amino acids. NCBI's taxonomy places the organism in Eukaryota, Viridiplantae, Streptophyta, Magnoliopsida, Rosales, Rosaceae. Gene Ontology annotation, molecular function: RNA binding. The record is from RefSeq and is a predicted model, not a curated record. The transcript has 2 exons.
AUGCUCUCCAAGUCUCGAACCACCCUCUCCUCCUAUCUCCACAGCUACGUGAGAGUAUCCCACACGAACCCAGAACUCCACCUCCACAUCAAACCCAUUUCCAGCCUCAAAGUCGCGUGGCGCAAAGACCCGAAGCUAGACCAGGCCAUAGAGCACGACAAGCCGUACAAGCUCUGCGCCCGCGUCGUCAAGGAGGUCCUAAACGAGCCCGGCCAGAAAAUCCCGCUCCGCUACCUCGAAAAACGCCGCGAAAGACUGCGCCUCAGAACCAAAGCAACAACCUUCAUCGCCCAAAACCCAGGUUUGUUUGAGGUUUAUUACGAUAGAAUCAAACCCAAGACAGAAAAGGUUCAGUUUAUUAGGGUUGGUGAUAAACUUAGGGAGUUUCUUGAUGAAGAGAAGAGGAUUUGUGUGGAGAAUGAGGGUUUGAUUGUGGCUAAGUUGUGUAAAUUGUUGAUGAUUGCGAAGAAUAAGGUGGUUAGUGCUGAGAAAUUGGUUGAUGUGAAGAGGGAAUUCGGGUUUCCUAAUGAUUUUAUGGUGACAUUGGUGCCGAAAUAUCCGGAGUAUUUCCGGGUAGUUGGGGGUUCCGGUCAGGGGAAAUCAUUCUUGGAGUUGGUUGAUUGGAACCCGGAGUUUGCAAAAUCGGUUAUUGAGAGGAGAGCAGAGGAGGAGUCAAGCUUGACAGGGAUCCGGGUCCGGCCUAACUUUUAUUACAAGCUUCCACAGGGGUGUGUGUUGAAGAAGGAAAUGAGGGAGUGGGUUAGGGAUUGGAUGGAGUUGGAGCAUAUAUCGCCGUAUGAGGAUGUGUCGAAGUUGGAUCAAGCGUCACCGGAGAUGGAGAAGAGGACGGUUGGGGUUUUCCAUGAGUUGUUGUCUUUGUCUUUGUUGAAGAGGAUGCCUGUGCCCAUAUUGGGGAAAUUCUGUGAUGAGUAUAGGUUUUCAAAUGCGUUUCCGAAUGUAUUUACAAGGCAUUCGGGGUUGUUCUAUGUGUCGCAGAAAGGAGGGAUCAAGACGGCUGUGCUGAGGGAAGCUUACAAGGAUGACCAGUUGAUUGAUCGGGAUCCGCUGCUACAGAUUAAGGAUAAGUUUGUUGAGCUGUUGGAGGAGGGAUGGCGGGAGAGUGCAGAGCAGUUGCGGUUGCAACGGGAAGAAGUUAAGGAAAUGGCUGUCUUAUUACUGUCAAGUAAAGCAAACUUCCCUCUAAACUUCUGUAUAAACUCUCAUCAGCUUUACCACUUCCAUCUUCUUUUGAAAAUUUUUCAUUGA